This is a messenger RNA of Symphalangus syndactylus (siamang), 674 nucleotides long. RefSeq names its product protein FAM182A-like. The record is from RefSeq and is a predicted model, not a curated record. NCBI's taxonomy places the organism in Eukaryota, Metazoa, Chordata, Mammalia, Primates, Hylobatidae.
AUCUCGAGGACAGGUUUAAGGCCUUCAUCCCCCAGCCAAGGAUAAAAGCCUCACCGGAGAGGUCAUUGUCUACCUGCAGGAGCGGUGCAGAGCGACCUCAAAGAAGAUGGUUUUCAUUCGUCUCUCUCUUUCAUCUCGUUGAGAAAUCUAGCCACAAGCAGGAAGCCCAGCUUGUGAACUGCACGUGUGCUGCAGGUGGUCGCUGGAUGCAGGGUAUUAACAGAUGGAUCCCAUCGAUACCCCCACUGCAUAACCAUAGUGCAGUGAAUAGAAGACACUUCUCUGCGCCCGAAAAGCUCCAUGCUGAUUGCGAGAAGGAAAUGCUGGAUGGAGGGGUUCCUGGAACUACUGUGAGGGUUUCUUUUGAUUUCUCCUGCUUAGAAAUGGUAGAACUUUGGAUGUGGAACGUGGAGGAGGAGGAACACGAAGUGAGGGUCCGCACUGGGGGUGGUCAGCACUGCGGCUGCCCAGCAAAGGCACUGCCUGGUCCACAUCCCGGAGGGGUCUCUGCGCCCCAGUCGGCAUCGCAGCUGAUGGUGAAACUUUUGGUGUGGCAGAAGAGUGUCCACAAACUUUGGAAGGUAUCUGCUGCUGCUCAGAGUGAUGAAUGGAGUUGUAUUUUGAAUAAAAUAGCCAAGCAUCCUUUUGUGAGCAAGGAGCAUGAUGGCAUUUAG